This is a messenger RNA of Tribolium castaneum (red flour beetle), 8042 nucleotides long. RefSeq names its product probable cytochrome P450 6a13. The record is from RefSeq and is a predicted model, not a curated record. Lineage: Eukaryota; Metazoa; Arthropoda; Insecta; Coleoptera; Tenebrionidae. The transcript is spliced from 4 exons. Gene Ontology annotation, molecular function: heme binding; iron ion binding; oxidoreductase activity, acting on paired donors, with incorporation or reduction of molecular oxygen. The coding region runs from base 6659 to 8017 and encodes 452 amino acids.
UUUCCAAUUCCUUCGUCGUUUCUGGCUUCCCGACCAGAUUAAGUAACAUUGUUUGUUUACCUCUUGGUUGAAUAACAUAAUCACCUAUUGCGGUUAGCUUCAGUUUUUCUGUCGCAUCAUCAAAUUCCAUUGUAGAGUGUAAUAGUGUCGUAGGUUCCCUUACGUCAUCUGCCCCAAUUUCGUCAAACGAAUGACGUUUGCGUUUUCCAGAAAAAAUUCCCUUUUUCUAAAGUCAAUUCUCGCCCUUUGCUCCUCUAAGAAAGAAUUUAACUCCUAAAAUUACUGGACUCGGCAGAUUUUUCACAAUUGUACUCUUGAUCUCGAACCUUUGUUACCCUAAUUUUAAAUUAACCAACGAUUUACCUAAUGUCGGAACCCUUUCAUCCCCUGCGGUUCUUAAAAACGACCCCCUACUGUUCCCGCUAUAACUAAUAUUAUCCACGAAACAUAUAUCUACCAAAUUAGUACUACAGCCCGUGUCUACUACUAUAUUUACUGUCCUAUUCCCUAAUUUCCCUAAAACCGGUAACACCCUAUGUAGUAUAUGUAUCUCGAUGUUCACAUACAAGUAUGGAGAGUAGCCGAAUCACUCGAUGUUGCGAGGCCCUCUCUCGAGGCAACAAUGUAAUGGUGUGUGCAAUAAAACGUGUCUCUCCUGUGAUAGUUUCAUUAUCAAUUGAGAAACCCAAAAUUAAGAACACAACAUGGUGUCAGGUGUGAAACAAGUCUAAUUGAAAAUGUCACAAACGCAGAAUAGUGCCACACAACUCGGAUGUUGGAAGAUUUGAAAAAUCGAGGUUAGGAUGUUACAAAAACACGUGAACCAAGGAAGAUGGAAGGAGUUAACAAACCACCGACGCUAAAAAUAAAAGGAGUUCCCAACGUCAACUGGACCAAAUGGUACAAUACAUUUGAAACAUUUCGGGAUUAGACGAAGCCACGGAGAAAAGGAAAACAGCGCUGCUACUUAACCUCAUUGGCGAAGAUGCUCAAGAGUUGAUGAAUAAUUUCGUAUGGGCCACAGCCGAAGAAAGGGGAAACUUCAGAGCAGUAGUCAACAAAUUCAAGGAUUACUGCCAGCCUUUGAAGAAUAUCACGAUCGAGAGGUUCAACUUUAACAGCAUUGUCCAAAGAGAAGGAGAGACAUUUGAUUCAUUCGUAACGGAACUACAAAACAAGGCAGCCACCUGUAAGUUUGGUACAUUGAAGGAAGGAUUAAUCCGAGAUCGCAUAGUGUACGGAAUCCGAGAUAAAGCUUUACAGAAGAGAUUGCUACGAGAACCAAAUUUAUUGUUGGCUGAUUGCAUCCAGUACUGUCGUGCCGCCGAGCAGAGUGAACGACAAGCCCAGUUGUUUCAAAAUGGAGCAAGAGUAGAAGCUGUGAAGAAAGAGCAAGUUACGAAGAAAAUGGAGAACUGUCACAAGUGUGGAAGACGACACGAAGCAAGGAAAUGCCCCGCAUUUGGAAAAACCUGUCUACAUUGCAAGGGUAGAAAUCAUUUCUCGACGGUGUGCAAGAAGAAAAAUCAAGUGGAAACUGAAAACAGACGAAGCGGACCAAUUCCAGAUAGAAAAAAAAUUAAAGAAGUAACAGAAGAAGGAAGUUCUGAAGUUUUUUCGUCUCCGAAGUGUCGGGAGAAAAUUCUAAAGCCUGGUAUGAGUAUUUAUCGAUAAAUAAUGUCGCAGUGAAAUUUAAACUUGACUCAGGAGCGGAGGUAAAUAUUUUGCCAAUGUACAUUUUAGAUAAAUUGUCAAUUCAAUUAAAUUGUAUUUUUCCAUAUAAGGGAACUUUGUUAACAUUUGGCAAUAUGAAACUAAAUACGACUGGAAAAGUUACACUAGAGUGUAAAUAUAAAGACAAUGUAAAGCGUCUUGAGUUUGUUGUUGCAGAUGUAAAAUCUCAACCUAUUUUAGGGUUAGCAGGCUGUAUCUCAUUAAAUUUGAUUAAAAGAAUUGACCAAAUUAACAAAAACUACUGUACUGUUAAUGAUGUAAUAGAUGAAUAUAGAAAUGUUUUUAUAGGCGUAGGUGUAUUGGACACAGCACAUCACAUAGAAAUCGACAAAGACAUUAUUCCUGUUGUUCAUCCUCCUAGACGCAUUCCUUUAUCACUCCAGCCCAAACUAGAAGAGACCUUGAAAGAAUUGGAACGCCAAGGAAUUAUUGAGAAGGUGGAAUAUCCGACAGAUUGGGUUAACAGUCUAGUGAUUGUUGAGAAGAAAACAGGACAGCUGAGACUCUGCUUGGACCCUAAGGAUUUGAACAAAGCCAUAAAAAGGGAGCACUAUAUGAUACCCACAGCCCAGGACAUAAUUCCACGUUUAGCUGGUAAGAAGAUUUUUACAGUAAUAGAUAUGAGCGCUGGAUUCUGGCAUGUGCCUUUAGAUAAGGAAAGUUCAGAUUUGUGUUGUUUGAACACCCUUGUGGGUAGAUACAAAUUUUUACGGAUGCCAUUCGGAAUUAAAUCGGCUCCAGAAGUUUUUCAAAAACAUGUCAUUCGUAUUUUUGGCCAUAUAUCGGGAGUAAGCGUUAUUUUUGAUGAUCUCAUCAUCGCGGCAAAUAAUGAAAAGGGCCACGAUGAGAUUUUACAAAGAGUCUUAAACACAGCUCUAGAAAACAAUAUAAAAUUUAACAAGGAUAAAAUUCAGUUUAAAAUAAAAAGCGUACGAUAUAUGGGAAACAUAAUAACGGACAAGGGUAUAAAGCCAGAUGACGAUAAAGUACGUGCAAUACGAGAAAUGUCUGAGCCCAAGUGCAAGGAAGAAGUAAAACGUUUUUUGGGAAUGAUAAAUUUUCUUUCGUCAUUUAUUCUUAAUGUAGCAAUAAUUAAUGCCCCAUUAAGAGAGCUACUGAAGCAAAACGUUGAGUGGCAUUGGACCCAUAGGCAUACAGAAGUCUUCAAUAAAUUAAAAGAAUUACUUAGUAAACAACCGACCAUGAAAUAUUUCGACCCAAAGGAAAAUAUCGUUAUCCAAACAGAUGCUUCAAAGAAAGGGAUAGGUUGUUGUUUGUUACAGAACGGACAGCCAGUGGCUUAUGCUUCAAGAGCAUUAACGGAAACAGAAAUCAAUUACGCACAAAUUGAGAAGGAACUGCUUGCAGUAGUGUACUGUUUAGAAAAAUUUCAUUAUUAUAUUUACGGAAGACACGUGACGGUGCAAACAGAUCACAAACCACUACUAGCAAUAACUAGAAAGAAUAUAGGACAAACGACAGCAAGACUACAACGUAUGUUGUUAAGAACAUUGAAAUAUGACUUUCAUUUGGAAUUCAUUCAAGGAAAACAUAUGUAUCUAGCUGAUACUCUUUCUAGAAACUUUUUGAAGGAUAGGGUAAAAGAUGAUGAAGAUUUGGAAUCUGUAGUACACAGUAUAUCGAAACAUAUAGCUGUGACGAAGGAGAAGAAAGAAAAAAUCAAAGAAGCAAUGAAUACGGACAAGUCAAUGCUAGAACUUCUGAACUAUUGCAAAAAUGGUUGGCCUAAAAGGAAGACACAAGUGCCGGAAACAAUAAAAUUUUAUUGGAAUAUUAGAGACGAACUUUCUACCGAUGACGGUUUGAUUUUCAAAGGAAACAGAUUAGUCAUUCCCCAGACUUUUCGUGAAGACAUUCUAUCACAAAUAUACGAAGGACAUCAGGGCAUUGAAAAAUGUAAAAUUCGGGCAAGAUCGACUGUGUACUGGCCUGGAAUUUCCAAACAAAUAGAAAAUAUGGUAAUGCGUUGUUGGAUCUGUGAAAAAUAUAGACAUCAAAAUCAGAAGGAAUCACUAAUUCCUCACCCGGUUCCAGAUUGCGCUUGGAAGAAGAUUGCUGCUGAUAUAAUGACGUUUAGAGGAAUGGAUUUUCUAAUAGUAAUCGACUAUUUCUCAAACUGGUUGGAAAUAAUUCGCUUGCAAGGAAAAACAGCGGCACAUUUGACCAUCAAAUUUAAAGAAAUUUUUUCCCGAUAUGGAAUUCCUGAAGAGCUUGUAUCAGACAACAUGCCUUUCGAUAGUUACGUAAUUUAGAAGAUUCGCUACGGAAUGGGAUUUUUCCCUCAGCACGUCAAGUCCACGUUAUCCACAAUCCAAUGGAAUGGCAGAAAGGGGAGUGCAAAUUGCAAAAAACAUUCUUCGCAAGUCGUAUGAAGAAAAUACAGACAUAUAUCCAGCACUACUCGCAUACCGGAAUACUCCAAUUAAAACAACCAGGGUUUCGCCCACGCAGGCCAUGCAAAACAGGACCCUCAGAGAAAAACUACCGAUUAAGACCGAGUGUUUACGACCUCAAAUUCCUAUAAAUAUUAAAAGGGAUAAGGAGCUUGCACAAACGAAAACAAAAAAAUAUUAUGACAGAAAUGCAAGAGAUUUACCUAGUCUAAGUAAAAAUCAAAGUGUUCUAGUCAAGACAGGCAGAAUUUGGAAACCUGGAAAAGUAGUAGACAAACAUAAAAAACCGAGGUCAUACAUCGUUCAAACAGAAUCAAGCUUCAUUCGGCGAAAUAGGAAAGACCUAAGGCCUUCUAUGAAUGCCCCACCAGUAUUCAUGGAAGAACAAGAAGAGCUUUUCAAACCCAAGGUAAACUCUCAAAUUCAAGACCGAACAGAAAUUCCCAGUUCCCCAAUUCGUGACCUAACUAGUCCUGCCAGAAAUACUUGCCCAACUAUGACAACUCCUACCAUGCCCAUGACAAGACCAAAACGCACAAUUAAACUACCACAGAAAUAUCAUGAUUUUGUUAUGUAACGUUUUCGAAUUUUAUAAUAAUUUGUUUAGUUUGUUUUCUUUUUAAACGUAUAAAAAAAGGGGGAGAUGUAGUAUAUGUAUCUCGAUGUUCACAUACAAGUAUGGAGAGUAGCCGAAUCACUCGAUGUUGCGAGGCCCUCUCUCGAGGUAACAAUGUAAUGGUGUGUGCAAUAAAACGUGUCUCUCCUGUGAUAGUUUCAUUAUCAAUUGAGAAACCCAAAAUUAAGAACACAACACCCUAUACGGCGUCCCGAAACUAUUUACAUCGCUUGUGAGGACAACAUCCGGACGCACAGUAGAUGUCGUCCUUACGCUUUUGUGUUACCCCCUCGAUUCGAUUUUUGAUUUUUUCCGUAAUUCCCGUUUUUACAUGUCGCGGCGAAAUGUCCUAAUUUUCCACAUGUAAAACAUUUUUCCCCCAUUUAUCGUUUUUGUUUCCCACGAACGACACGCUGCCGCAAAAUGGCCUGGUUUGAAUUGAAGCACUUUGGUCUUCCAUCCCUUGUCCUUGUGUGAAGCAAUCGACUUUGUUCCUUUUUCUGUUGUGUUGUCUCUUUUGCCCUCGCACCAUUAGACACCCAAGAUCUCCCCCGUUCUUGGUUUGACGCGAAGAAAAACGCACUUUCCGACGCCAGAUUAUUGAAAAAGGUCUUUAUUUUGAUACCACUAAUUCGAAAAACGAGAUCUUUCAAGUCCUGGCCGCUCAUGUUUGGAUUGCUGAACAUAUAAAAUGUCUCAGCCAAUGACGGUAGAAGCCCAUCUUCAAAUUGCGCAAUAAACGACUCGUCGCUCAUAUUUGGGUCAAUCUCUUGUUGCAACGACACCAAUUCGAAGUAGUAGGACUUAAUGUCCUCGUUUGCCGCCUGUUUUCGAUUUUGGAAUUUUAUACGCGCUGCCCGUUUUGAACUUGCACCCCCGAAUUUCGCAAGAAAAUCCUCACUCUCAGCUGUUUCCAUGUUUUUUGUUCGUUUGCAGUGUUUCCUGCAUAUCGCGAAUACCAUCCCGACGCGGCUUUUUCCAAAAAGAUCGGAAAAUAUGAAAUUUUUAGGCCGACAUCCCAUGAAUUAACUAGUGAAACUCUAUUGUACGUAUCGAUAAAAGUAGCGGGGUCCGAUGUUGCAGGGUUGAAUGUCAGUGGGGAUAAAAAUUUUGGUCCUGCGGGGGUUUUCGCGGUAGACAAUGCUUGUUUUAGGAUAAUAUUCGCCAUUUCAGUUAUUUCUGUUUCGACUUUUUGACUUGACUGAUUUUCCUCUUCUUCCGCUUCGGAAUCCACAGGUGUGUUUUGCUCACUAUUAUGAUCACUCUUCUCUUGCCCUUUACCUACCUGUUUUUCCUAACUUCGAGUAUUUUCUUCAAAGUAUCAUACGUCCCUUGCUGUACCAAAUCUUGGGCGGUCACGAUAAUAGCAGUCUCUCUUAUUGGCGAUACUUACGGUAUUUCAAAUAACUCGGUACUUCUAUGCAGCUGUCUAAAAUUCAAAUAUUCUUUUUCCUUUGCUUCCCUUUCUUUACUACGCGUCUUAUAUCUAUUUACACCCGACAUUCACGCGACCCCGACUUUUUCCGAACUACACCCACAUCAUACUAAUCUCAACCCUUUUUUCUAUAUUACUCACUUGCAUCAUUGAAAACAAAACAUCAGGAAUAUGACGAUUUGUUCCUCCGAGAACUUAAGGGCGCCUCCACCAUAUGUCACAACGGCGCCUCUGCCAUAUGUCAUAGGCUGGGAUUAAAAGUCAUGUGGGUGGUUUUGUAUAAAAAGGUUUAGUUACAGAAAUGACUAGAUUUUGACGAGAAUGUCUACUUACAUUUGUUGUGGGGCGGUCAUGUUUCUAAAGGGGCACAUGUCACUUUUGGGUAGCACAAACUAAACGGCACUACGCAGGACUCAGAAGGACUGUACUCGACUCCACUCGACUAAACUGGACUCCCUAAUGUUCCUCGUUUUUAUUAUGCUUCGGCAAGCUGACUCGACAGUAUUGAUAAUGUUUCCGUGUUACACUUAUGAAACACAUCGUAACCCAGACCUCUUUUUGAAACAUAAUUUUUGUUACGGAAUAUUAGUUUACAUGGUUGUGGACCCCGACUACAUCAAGCAAGUGCUAAUCAAAGACUUUCAAUAUUUCAUUGAUCGUGGGAUUUAUUCUAACGAAAAAGAUGACCCAAUUUCCCACAACCUCUUCAGUGCUAAUGAGACAAAAUGGAAAUAUUUGAGGACGUUACUAAACCCAUCAUUCACCUCAAAAAAAAUCAAAGCAAUGUUCACCAUUCUACUAGCUUGUGAAAAAUUCCUAACACAAAACGUGGAAAAUAACCAAGUCAUUGAUGCCAAUCACAUUUUUGCCAACUUUACCAUUGACGUAAUCACAACUUGUGCCUUCGGUUUGGACUGCAAUGGAAACCAGAACUUGGCACUGAAGCACUUUGGAGAAAAAACAAUCAAUUACUCGAAACUCAAAAUGUUUGUCUUAAUGUUGGCUUCGAUUUUUCCAAAACUGGCUAAAAAAUUUGGCUGUGUAAUUAUGCACAAAAACACGCAAGAAUUCUUCGUACAAUUUGUGGCUGACAUUAUAAAAUUUCGAGAAGAAAAUAAUUACACACGAGACGAUUUUAUGCAAUUUUUAAUUAAACUUAAGAACAAAAGUGCCAAACAGGUGUUUACACUUGAAGAAGUCGCUUCACAAUGUGUUUUGUUUUUUAUAGCGGGAUUUGAAACGUCUCAUGCUACUAUGAGUUUUGCAUUGUACGAAUUGGCCAAACACCAAGACAUACAACAAAAGGUGAGAGAAGAGUUUUGGGCGGUUGUAGACAGUCAAGAGAGUGAAAUAACAUAUGAAGCCGUCCAAAAAUUGAAAUAUUUGGAUCAGGUUUUGAACGAAACUUUGAGGAAAUAUCCAGUUGUGAUGUAUUUGACAAGAAGGUGCAUAAAAGAUUAUAAAGUACCAGAAGAUGGAGCUGUAAUUGAAAAAGGCACCACUGUGAUAAUACCAACUGUUGCGCUUAACUAUGACGAAAAUUAUUACCCAAAUCCUAAAAAAUUCGAUCCUCAGAGAUUUAGUGAAGAAAACAAGAAGUUGAGGCAUCCCUGUAUUCAUCUACCGUUCGGUUUAGGUCCCAGGUUUUGCAUUGGAAGACGAUUCGCUUUGAUUCAAGUCAAGGUGGGACUUGUCUUACUUUUGAAAAAUUAUAGCUUUACAGUGAAUCCAAAUACCCGCGAACCUAUAAAGUUGAAAAUACAUUCUUUUAUUUCGGCACCCGAAGACAAAAUACUUUUGGAUGUACACAAAUUGUAAAUAAAUUAAAGAAUAAAUUUGUAAA